Messenger RNA from Drosophila erecta, 2513 nucleotides. RefSeq names its product alpha-protein kinase 1. The coding region runs from base 107 to 2368 and encodes 753 amino acids. The record is from RefSeq and is a predicted model, not a curated record. The transcript has 2 exons. Lineage: Eukaryota; Metazoa; Arthropoda; Insecta; Diptera; Drosophilidae.
CGGUUGCACUCAGUCAUCGUUGCGAUCCGCGAUGAGGCAGAAGCUCAAGCCCACAUUUAUCAAGCGUUAGGCAAGCCGAGUGGUUCGAGCAGCAGAUCCCGGAAAGAUGUUCAUGCAGUCGGCAGUCGGUCAAGGACAACGGGACACUCGAACGCGACUGGAUCCUUGCUUCACUAAAGGCAGGCGGUGGAUUAUGGGCCUGAUCCUGGGGUACGCAAUUAUGUCUCUCAUGGUAGUGAAGGUCGCCUCCGCAGCCACUCUGUAUCAACAGCACCAGCAGCAGCAGCAGCAUCUACAGCAGCAAUCUCCGAACGACAUUGAGUCCUCCGCAGACGAACCAUCCCAGCUCAGCACAGAGACCGAGCCCUCGGACAGCGACAGCGACAUCGAGAAGAUGCGGGCCAAGUUGCAGCAACUGCAGCACGAGCAGCAGCAACAGUACCUGCGCCAGCAGCAGCAUCAGCUGCAGCUGCAUCUGCAGCAGAUGCAGGCGUCGCAGGGAGCUGCUGGGGAAACCGCCUACUUAUUGGAGCGUGCCGACAGCAACGUUGCACCCAUCUACGGGACGUGGCGCACGAAAGCGCAACGGCAGCAACAUGCAACAUCGUCACACGAACCGGACGACGCCCAUGUGUACGAGCGUCUGCCCAAGCGAUCGGCGACCAUGACGCCUCUGAGGGGGCUGCUGCGAGAUCAGAUGCCACGCCCCCCGCGCCUCACUACCCAGGAUAUGCAAUUGUCCCUGGGCUCGCCCACUCCGCCGCCGGCGCCCACAAAGGGUUUGCUGCGGCGGCAGUACUCCGAAACGCCGGGCACACGAGCUCUUCGCGGUCAGGAAGAGUUCAAGCCCAAGCCGUUCCACUUUCCCUACGAAGGUCCCAUGCCGGAGCAGUUCACCAAGGGUGAGGGUCGUCCCGAACUGAACAACAUCCAGGACAUCCUGCAGCACCUGCACAUCGGAGGCUUAGCCCCCAGCAAACUGCCACCCAUGGUGAUGAUGCCCACGGGUCUCCACAUCGCAGGUACUUUCAAGAACUUCAAGUCCAGCGGAAUUGGGAACUUUUUCCGCGGCAAGCGCAACAAGAAACAGAUGCAGUUCAGCAUUCCGAUGCCCAUGUUUCCCAUGAUGUCUAUGCCCAUGCCGUGGUAUAAUCCCGGUGUUUUGCCCCAUCAAAGGGUGUCCAUCGAUCAACUCUAUCCUUACAAGCCCCGUUCGCCGCAGGAUGUUAACCUGUUAGCCAUGCAGCCACUGGGAAACGGAAAACCGUUGUCUAAAAAGAAGAAAAAGAAGCAGCAACAGCAGCUGCAGCUCCAGCAGCAACUGCAACAGCAGCAGCAACAACAGCAGCAACACCUACUGGAGCAUGGCAGUCAGCAGCAUUUUGUGGCAGAUCCCUUCGUGCAACAGCAUUUUGCACCCCCUGUGGUCACACUGAAUGCCACUCGAAAGCCGCACCUGAAGAGGGUUCCUUUUAAGGUCAAUCUGGAUAUAUAUCCUGUGCUGCCGCCUUCGCGUCCUGCCUCGGUGAUGCGACAUCCUUUCCAUCAAGACUAUGUCCUGCCCUCGCCUGCUGCCUUGACUGGAACCACGGCGGCCGCUUUUCAGAUGGGUCAGGGCAUGUACCAGACACCCUUUAAGUUCCCCACCCAACAACCCGUAGUCUUCCCUGACCAGGCUACCAGAUACAGUCAGCAGCAGGCCUUGUACCACAACCAGGCCCACAAGUUUCCGCCUCCGAAGAGCGUGCAUCCGGAUGAGCCCAUCUAUGGACAGAGUUCUGCACAGGCUCAAGGUCAAGUGGAGAGCCAAACGAACCCCAUCAUGCUGCACUUAAAUGUGUUCCCCAAGCAGAAACCAACUGCCACGAUUCGCGCCUCCACCAAUCCAUUCUACCAACACAACAUGCAACGCAACACGGUCAAUUCGAAUGACUUGCCGCCACCCAAUCCGCCCAGUCCCAUUGAACCCAGACAGGCAGUCAAUGGCAGUGCCACUGGUCUGCAACAGCAACCACAGCAGCAGCAGCAACACCAUCCGUUGCAUAAUCAAACCCUGCAGCAACAUCAAGCGACGCAGCAGCAACAUUUGCAAUCCCAGCCUGGCAAUCGAUCCAGUACCAUUUCGCGCAGCGAUCAUCUGCCGCUGAUUGACUUUGAGCAUCCUAUUGUGGCGGCUGAGCUCCCAGAUCCUUCCACCUUUGGCAGCAUUCGGCAGGAUCAUCGAUAUAGGAAAACCCCGGUGGAUGAGCACUAUCGUUAUCCGAAGAACGCCAAUAUCGAACAGAUGGCAGCGGAGGCCCAGACCGCCUCGCUUUUCCGCUUUCCCGUCGAGGAUCUGAUACAGUUCCAGGUGGACGAUGCUCUCUAACCACUAACUACGCUAGUUGCACUUAGAGUAAGUUAGGGCUAGGUGUUCCGCAUAGCAGGGACUUAUUCACCUUGAAUAAUUAAAUUAAAUAUAGCUAAAUUGUAUGUUUUAUAUAUAUAAUAAUAUUAUAUGAACGUAUCUCAAU